GCCUUCCUAAAAGUCUGCUGAUUCCUUGAAGCAUUGUCGUUGCUAUUCAAAAGGCCAAGGGGUUGGAAAUACAGCGGCGUCAUUCACUCGACCGUGAAAUGACCUCACUCUCAACUAACGCGCGCACGAGACGGUUGUAGCUUGCCAAUUUGUCAUAGUACCUAACCUUAAUUGCAAUAAACCAUUUCAACCUUCUCCAAGUUUUUCUUUACCAUAAGAAAAGUGGCGACCGUGGACAGGACGAGUCAAAUUCCCUGGACUAAAAUAACUCAAGAGGAUCUUCGGCCACCGGCAUCGCAGCGCAAGCCGAUCAGCUAAGUGCCCUAGUCCUAGCCUAAUUUACCUACCUACCUAGUUCUUCUGUCUAGUAGUAAAGUAAAGUAGUUAAGUAUAGUUUUCAUUCUGUGUGCGCAAGAGUGGCAAUUCAUCUACGAGUACAAAGGAGUAUAGGUACGUACGUGCCUACCUACAAUUAUAUCCACUGGACCUCAGUUAGUGGCUAAAUCUAAUUAAAAACAAAAUACAAAUAAUAUACGGUUUAGAUUGUAGUUGCAACUAUCAAUAUAGGUACCUACAUAAGUAUCUGUAUAGAAGUUCAUUAAUACAAAACACAAAAUUAUGCAAUACAGUUCUUACUUACCUACAAGUACUACUUAAAUUAAUUAGAUUUCUAGAACUUAUAGUCAUAACUGAGAACUCACUAGCUAACAAAUAAUAGUUAAAAAAUUGCUUAUAAUAAAACUAAACUAAACUAAGUUUAUUAUAAAACUAAAAACUACCUGAGUAACUAAUAACUAUAAUAUUUACAAGAUGUUUAAUUUAAAUCUAUUAUCAAAAUAGGUUCCUUUUAAAUUUAAAGUUAAGCUUACUUCUAUCUAGACUAUUAAGUUAACGAAUUUGUUUGCGAAACACACUAUUAAGAUAACUCAAACGCACUUAUUUAGUACGAAAUACAUCACAAUUUCACGAAUUAUAUCACAAUUUCAGGUGCAGCGACAGCUGACAUUAUACCGACGACCCGGCCGGCCGAAGCGAUAAGGAACCGGUUUUUAAACAAAGGAGGAGCGUGAGCUACGUAUUGUUUUGCCUAGCUUCAAAUAGCGUAAUCGUUUUUUUUGCAAUUUUGUGAUUGAGUUUGCAUUUUAGAGUAUUUACAAUGUCUGAAGCGACUUUAAAGGAGCUGAACGUAAAACGAAGCUCAAUUAAAGGAAGAUUAACUAAAUUUCGAAAUUUUUUACAUAGUUUUGAGUCUAUAAAGUCCCCAAGUGAAGUAGAAAUGACAAAAUUAACGAUACAGUUAGGCAAAAUUGAGAGUUUAGGUAGCAUUUUUGACGAGUUGCAAAGUCAGAUUGAGGUUCUAAAUGCUUCUGAGAUGGACGAUGAGCUUGAGGAACGUGAUGCAAUUGAACUCGAGUUUGCCACCUUGGUUGCCACGGGUCAGCAGUAUCAAACAAGACAUAGUCGGGGAAACAACGUUACGGACGUUAACAGUUCUUCCUCUCAUUGUUGCCAAGAGCAAACGGGCAUAGGUUUCAAGCCUCCCACUAUACAGAUUGCAAAAUUUGAUGGUUCCUACUACAAGUGGCUCGAAUUUCGCGAUUUAUAUUGUUCUUUAGUUCACGAUAACAAACGAAUACCAACGCCCAUCAAAUUUUGCUAUCUUAAUUCGUAUGUGGAAGGUGAGGCUGCAAGAGUAAUUAGCAAUUUAGAAGUCACUGAAGCAAAUUACGAUAAGGCGUGGGAUCUAUUGCGUGAGCGGUACGACAAUAAGCGUUUACUUGUUAAGAGUCACCUGAAUGCACUGCUAAAUUUUGAAAUAAAGUCUAGCGAGACAGAUAAGGCUUUAAGACAAAUCGUUGAUACUCUAAAUAAAAAUUUACGUGCUCUAACCAGCUUAGGCGAACCAACCUCCUUUUGGGACACUAUCAUAGUUCACAUUGUUUCUUCUAAGCUUCCCAGCCAGACUAGCAUGAAGUGGGAAGAAUUUAGAAAUUCCAUUGAGGGAUCCCCUACGGUAGAACAAUUUAAUCAAUUCCUUAAAGACCGUGCCGAUGUUCUGGAAUCCUACAACCACUCGCGUACCACUAGUAAUUUGACUUCUGAUUUUAACGGCAAGAAAAGGCGAUCACAAUCCGUUAUGGCCGCCCGUGUAGUCACAGAUACUCAAGGCAAAUCUAAUGUAACGUGUGAUGCCUGUAAUGGAUCACACCGCAUAUAUGAUUGCGAAGUUUUCAAAAGCAAAUCAGUAGACCAACGACAGGCUCUAGUUAAUAGUUUGAAACUUUGCAGGAACUGUUUGCGCAGCGGGCACAGUGCAUAUUUUUGUCGAAGUGGGACUUGUCGCAAGUGUAAGGGACGACAUAACACGAUGGUGUGCAGUAAUAACCAAAAACCUGUUCCACAAACCAAUGUGGAAUCAACGUUCAGCAACUCAGCUAAGGCAUCUAACGAUCUUACAGUUAACGUUGCUAAGCAUGACAGAAAGGACUUAUUUGCCCAUGCACUAUUGGACCGAAGGUGCUUAUUCAAGAAUUGUGGCGUCGCGACAUUGGUUGGGAUGAGCCAGUGCCUUCGGACCUUCAGCGAGCUUGGGAAGACUUGCGAACAGAAUUGACAAAACUUGAAUCGUUGCAGGUCCCAAGGUUAGUUAUCUGUAGUUCUCCUAGUAGAAUAGAACUUCACUCAUUCUCUGAUGCGUCUAUUUCAGCUCACGGUGCCUGCCUAUAUCUCAGAUCUAUUAGUUGUGACGGGCAAAUAGAAGUCAAGUUACUAUGCGCGAAGUCUAAAGUUAAUCCUAAUAAACCUAUUACGAUUCCGCGUUUAGAGCUCUUGGGAGCUCUUUUGGCCGCUCGUUUAUCCAAGUCUGUGCUAGAGUCCCUGAGGUGCACUGUCGAUUGCUGCGUUCAUUGGAGCGAUUCCAGUGUUGUUUUGGGUUGGCUACUCACAAAUCCGAACAAAUUAAAAACAUUUGUCGCCAAUCGCGUUGUAGAAAUCUGCGAGACAACUCUGUCAUCGAAUUGGCGUCACGUGCCAACAGAUCAAAAUCCCGCAGACCUUAUCUCACGUGGCACCAAGGCUACCAACCUGCGAGCAUCAACUCUUUGGUGGUCAGGUCCAGAGUUUUUAACAAAAAUUGAUUCCGAAUGGCCCGUCCUGAACAAACAAUCAGAGUGCGAGUUGCCGGAAAUAAAAGCUCACACAACUCAAGUGUCAGAGGCGUUUGUUGAUUUCCAAAGAUUUUCUAACUUCAUGAGGCUCAAAAGAUCAUUCGCUUACUUAUUGCGUUUUGUUCAUAAUACGAGAUUUCCUAAAAGUAAAAGAAACGGUCCUCUGACAGUUGACGAGUUGAGCCUAGCAUUAAUUUAUCUUUGUAAAUUUGCUCAAAUCCAAUCGUUUUUCGAAGAAGUUAAUGCAUUAUCAAGUAAACGCGACAUCUCAGCAAAAAGUACCCUCCUAGCGCUUACGCCUUUCCUAGAUGAACAAAAUGUUAUGCGUGUUGGUGGUAGACUUGAAUGUUCAAAUUAUAGUUACGACAAGAAACAUCCUAUCUUACUGCAUUCAAGGCAUCAUUUGACAUACUUAAUAUUUCAAUACGAGCACUUUAAACAGAUGCAUGCAGGACCUCAACUAUUGCUAUACGUGGUUCGGAACUACGUGUGGCCUAUAGGCGGUCGAAACCUAGCGCGUCGUGUCGUGCGUAGCUGUAUAACGUGCAAGCGUCUCAAAGGAAAAACUGCAAUGCCAAUGAUGGGUCAUCUCCCAUCGCAACGCACCACACCAGCAUUUCCUUUCCAGACUUUAGGCGUGGAUUUCGGGGGCCCGUUCACCAUUUUGAAUAGAAAGGGUCGUGGGGCUAAAGCAUCCAAAUGUUAUUUGUGUCUGUUUAUUUGCUUCAGGUAUAAGUGCGUACACUUGGAAGCAGUGACGGAAUUGACUAAAGAGGCGUACAUAAUGACCUUACGUAGGCUAAUAGCCAGGCGUGGAAAACCUGGGGAGAUUUUUAGUGAUAAUGGCCGAAAUUUUAUCGCAGCAUCCAAAGAAAUAGCCAAUUUCUUAAAAGAGGCACCGAAUUUUCUCUCUGACUUUGCGGCUAUCGAGCAAAUAAAAUUUCACUUCAUUCCAGCUUACGCUCCUCACUUUGGAGGCCUAUGGGAAGCUGGUAUCAAGUCAGCUAAGCACCACAUAAAGCGCGUUAUGGGCAAUACCAAUUUAACGUAUGAGGAAUUGUCUACUUUGUUCGCACAGGUGGAAGCUAUUCUAAUAGCC
Messenger RNA from Bicyclus anynana (squinting bush brown), 4266 nucleotides. RefSeq lists its product as uncharacterized. Lineage: Eukaryota; Metazoa; Arthropoda; Insecta; Lepidoptera; Nymphalidae. The transcript has 2 exons. Bases 1157 to 2614 code for a protein of 485 amino acids. The record is from RefSeq and is a predicted model, not a curated record.